UUCGCAGUGUCUGUGUUGCGCCUCUCCGCUCUGCCAGCCUCUCAGCCAUUGGCCUCAGAGACCAUCAGUCUUCCCUUCACAACAAUAGACCCCCACGCGCAGACACGCACGGCCACUCACGUACCGACAGAAACGCGCACAGUGCUUUCGAGGAGCGACGGUGAAAUGUUGGUUAAACUGCGGUUUACCGACUCCUUUCUUUUCAGCUUUAGUUCUGCGAGAAGCGCAGGGAAGCCUCUGCGAUGCGCUCAGCCAGAGGCGCGUCGGAGUUGAAAUAAGGGAAACACGGGGGUCGCGAAAAGCAGAGGGGCAGAUUUUUCUUACGAGGAUGACUGAGUGGUGACAAAGAAAACGGGGAGCCCCUCUGGCUUCGGUCGUCACCCGCAAGAACUUGACGGAAGGCAUUUCGGGGGACUGGCUUGCUCACACUAGAACAGCCAAAGAAUUUUUAUCAUCUUUAUUUUUGGAGGGGAACCAUGCCUGUCCGGAGGGGUCAUGUUGCGCCACAGAACACAUUUUUGGGAAUAAUUAUUCGGAAAUUCGAAGGACAAAAUAAAAAAUUCAUCAUAGCCAAUGCCCGGGUGCAGAACUGCGCUAUUAUCUACUGUAAUGACGGCUUCUGUGAGAUGACGGGCUUCUCCAGGCCGGAUGUCAUGCAGAAGCCAUGCACUUGUGACUUUCUGCAUGGCCAGUUCACCAGCCGGCAUGCUGUGGCCCAAGUGGCCCAGGCCCUCAUGGGUUCAGAGGAGCGAAAGGUGGAGAUUACCUACCACCGCAAGGACGGUUCAAACUUCCUCUGCGCCACCCAUAUCAUCCCUGUGAAGAACGAGGAAGGCGUUGUCAUGAUGUUCAUUCUCAACUUUGACUACAUCCUGGAGGAGGGCAGCAGCGACUCGCUGGAGAGACUCAACCACACAUCGCCAUCCAAAGCUGACCAACGAAAAGGAAGAUUCUUUCGCUUCCGUUUCCCAGCCUUACCUCUCCUGGGAAUCAGCAAACAGUCCCUUCCCCAGGAAGAUCCCGACGCUGUCAUGGUGGACUCCCCUCGCCACAGCGAUGGUUCGGUGGCUACGCGUGACUACCAACUUCCCACCACACGUGAGAGCUGCAGUCCCUCCUAUGCCAAUGAUACCCGUGCCCUCAUUGGUCCUAGCCACUGUUCCACCCCUGUGUCUGGCCCUUUGGACCACUCAUCACCCAAAGGCCACUGGGACAGGAUAUACCCAGACCAGCCCGUCGCCCAGACCCAGCACCAUAGCCAGGAGGACACACUCAUCGCAGCCCCGUCUAUUGCAGGCCUCACUCCGACUGCUUCCAGAGAGAGUGUGUGUAGUAUUCGCAGAGCGUCUUCUGUGCAUGACAUGGAAGGUUUUGGGUCAAACUCCUGUAAAAUGGCAUUCAGGGACCGGCACGCCAGUGAAGACAAUGGUCGCAAUAUCAAAGGACCACUCAGCCAGAUCAAGUCAAGCCUGCUCGGCUCCACCUCAGACUCCAACCUCAACAAGUACAGCACCAUAAACAAGAUCCCACUCAUCACACUUAACUUUUCAGAGGCCAACAAUGAGAAAAAAUGCCCCUCUCCUCCUUCGUCUGAGAAAACAAUUAUUGCCCCUAAGGUCAAAGAUCGAACGCACAACGUCACAGACAAAGUUACACAGGUUCUUUCUCUGGGUGCAGAUGUGCUGCCUGAGUACAAACUCCAGACACCACGCAUUGACAAGUGGACCAUCCUACACUACAGCCCAUUUAAAGCAGUCUGGGACUGGCUUAUCCUGCUGCUGGUCAUUUACACAGCCAUUUUCACACCCUACUCUGCUGCUUUCCUCCUCAAUGACAUUGAGGAGCAGAAGAGGCGAGAAUGUGGCUACUCCUGCUCGCCACUCAAUGUAGUGGACCUGAUAGUCGACAUUAUGUUCAUUGUGGACAUCCUUAUAAACUUCAGGACAACUUAUGUCAACAUCAAUGAAGAGGUGGUCAGUCACCCUGGCAAGAUUGCCAUCCACUAUUUCAAAGGUUGGUUCCUCAUUGACAUGGUGGCUGCCAUCCCAUUUGACCUGCUCAUCUUUGGCUCAGGAUCAGAUGAGACAACGACUCUGAUUGGUUUGUUAAAGACAGCGCGGCUCCUACGGCUGGUGCGUGUUGCCCGUAAACUAGACCGAUAUUCAGAGUACGGUGCCGCUGUCCUCAUGCUGCUCAUGUGUAUCUUUGCCCUCAUCGCCCAUUGGUUGGCCUGUAUCUGGUACGCCAUUGGCAACGUGGAGAAGCCUUAUUUAGAGCAUAAGAUUGGGUGGCUGGACAACUUGGGCUUGUCAAUAGGAAAAAAAUACAACUACAGUGACCCAAGUUCGGGACCUUCCAUCAAAGAUAAGUAUGUCACAGCGCUCUACUUCACCUUCAGCAGUCUUACCAGUGUGGGCUUUGGGAACGUCUCCCCCAACACCAACUCUGAGAAGAUCUUCUCCAUCUGCGUCAUGCUCAUUGGAUCUUUAAUGUAUGCCAGCAUCUUUGGGAAUGUGUCAGCCAUCAUCCAGAGGUUGUAUUCAGGUACAGCCAGGUAUCACCUCCAGAUGCUACGGGUCAAAGAAUUCAUCCGCUUCCACCAGAUCCCCAACCCACUGAGACAGAGGCUGGAGGAGUACUUCCAACAUGCUUGGACGUACACCAAUGGCAUCGACAUGAAUAUGGUCCUGAAGGGUUUUCCAGAGUGCCUGCAGGCGGAUAUCUGCCUCCACCUUAACAAGAGCCUCCUCCACGGCUGCAAGGCAUUCCGUGGAGCCACAAAGGGCUGCCUCCGGGCCCUGGCCAUGAGGUUUAAGACAACCCACGCGCCUCCCGGAGACACCCUUGUCCACUCUGGAGACGUGCUCACUGCUCUCUACUUUGUCUCCCGCGGAUCCAUUGAAAUCCUCAAAGAAGAUGUUGUGGUGGCCAUCUUGGGCAAGAAUGACAUCUUUGGUGAGAUGAUCCACUUAUUUGCCAAGCCGGGGAAAUCCUGUGCGGAUGUGCGAGCAUUGAGCUACUGCGACCUCCACACAAUCCAGAGGGAGGAGAUCCUAGAGGUGUUGGACAUGUAUCCAGAGUUUGCAGACCACUUCUUCACUAACCUGGAGCUGACUUUUGACCUCCGUGAUGAAAAUGCAAAAACAACCUAUCCACAGCAUCCUGACUCUAACAUGGAUGAAAUCAGGUGUCGGAGGCGGGUGUCCUACAAAAGAAAAUCCUCUACAGGCUCCCACAACAAGGAGCCGGUGGCCACGUACUGCACCAGGCAGCGAAGGCAGAUCUACGCCUCGUCUGCAACUGAGGAGAGGAGAGACUCUGCCGAGGAAGGAGAGGAGGAGGAAGAUGAGGAAGAGGAGGGCCAGGAGGAGGAAGAGGAGCAGAGGCCGCUGUGUUCCGGCGUGCUGGGGUACCCGGUGGUUAGGGACCACACCCUGGGGCUUGGGCUGAGCAACGCUGCAGAUUCAGAGGCAGGAAACAAUGCGCAGAGCCAGUCCUUUAAAGAGCUCCAUGCAGACGAGUGGGUGCGUCAGCGUCCCAGUGAGGGUGUGGAGGAGUCCACACAGUGUCAGGAGACACCAGCUGGGGAGGAUGACAGCGACACAGACCUCACCUACGGGGAGGUGGAGCAACGGCUGGACCUGCUGCAGCAGCACCUCAACAGACUGGAAUCCCAGAUGACAGCAGAUAUCCAGGCCAUCCUGCAGCUCCUGCAGAGGCAAACCACAGCUGGUCCUCCCGCCUACAGCACCGUCACCUCCAGCCCUGAAUACCAGAAGCCAGCCAUCAGGGUCCAGCCAGUGCCUGCGAUCCAGACAGAGCUCAGCCUUGGCCCAGCGCCACCUCAGCCCCAGAGCCCUGGCCCAGAAAAGGCACAGAACAAAUCCAAAGAAACCUCCCCGGUCCUCCUCCACACAGAGACUCUUCCAAAUGGAAACUUUGCUGGACUGCUAGAGAGCGAAACAGACGCAGAGCAAAGACACAAACAAAACGACGUGGACUCUCUAGAGCAACAACAACAACAGCUGCAGCAGCAGCCAACUCGGUUCCCAUCAGGCCGGCAAGCCUCGCUACCUGAUGUCCCCAGCAGCUCAGGAAUGUUGGGACUCCACAGGCCAGUUUCUGACCCGGGGCUUCCUGGAAAGUAGGCCUCCCAUACCCUUCGAAGUUGACUGAAGGUCUUCUCUUAAGCUUGACUCAGGGUCUAAGAAAGAGACUGAAUAUGCAAAGGAAAAAAAAACUGUAGACUUUUCUUCCAGUCCUUUUGGAAAAUCUCCUCCCAGCCCUACCCCUUCUGGCUGAUUUAGAUGUAUAAAGUUCAUUUAUACAGAGGUAUUUAUACACUAUAUUAUUAACAUAUGUAAAGUCAUCAUUUACCUUGUACAUAUUUCAAAUAGAACACUGCCAGCAACAAAAGGCACCUAAUGUGCUUUUUUUAAAAGAGAUAUGCAUGUUUUUGUUUUUCAUAUUUUUGUUUCUUUUCAGUCGCAUGUUCCUCACACACACCGCAACUCACCGGGCAAUCAGGUGUGAUCUUGGCAUGCUUACAGACGACUGUAGCUAACAAGUCUUAUUUUAAAUGACUCUACCCUCCUCACAGGGACAGAAGCUACUUGAAACUCUUUCCGAGGCAUUUCUAUCUAUAUUUCGCUCCUUUCCCUGCUUUGAAGUUCGUCUCUUUCUGCAACUCAUACAAACUACCUAGUUUGCUGGGCAGCAUCACACACACGGAUAUCUGUCUGUAUAUUUAGCGUGCCUACUGUACACCACAUUGCCACAACUGUUAAGAUAUUUAAAUGAGAAUCACUUUGAGAUACAGGACACAAUGUAAUAAUGUAUGUAGAGGCUGCGUGGACAUCCCAUAGCACAAGACUUUUUGAGAGCAAUAACGACAACACAGUACAGGAAAUAAACUGAAAAAUCAACACAUUUCUAGAGGUUAAUCUGCUCAUAAAUAAUUUUAUAUAACCUAAAGGAGCAAUUACUGACAGCAGUUAUGUUGUGAAUUAAUCUGCUUGCGACUUUAAAAUCUGUUUGGAUGUCAGCUUCUCUGUGGCUGAUAAAGAACAGUUCUAUGAUUUAAGUGUAAGUGUUCAAUACAAGAAAAUGAAGUAUCAUGCUAGAAAACUCCACCCGCGUCAUAUAAAUAUUAUCUAAGCAUGGAUGUGGGAUAUUUAAGGCUGCCAGACAUGAAAACUUGUCUUCAUAGCUGGGAUGUGUUUGGACCGGAUCUUUGUACGCAUGCUGUAGGUCUUCCAUUAUCUUCUUAAAAUAGUUUCAUAGAUAAAAUCAUCAAAGCGUUAUUAAAAAAAAAAAAAAAAAAAACAGUCCAGUGUUGGACUGAGGACAAAGUCCAGCCUUCAAUAGCCUUAGCUUAAUUAGCCUGCUCUAGCCUUUACAAACCACAUAAAUCCUAACAUACAUCCAAUGCAAGAAGAACCCGCUUUUCCACCAAAUGUAAAUGUAUCAUGUGUCAUUUUAAACUUUUUAAGGGUGAACUGCAUGACAAAAACUAAAUUAGUCCUUUACGUUUUCUAACUACACGAAUUCAACAUGAACUCAUGUAUUGCAUGGAGACUGCACUUGACAAAACUAUAAAAAGGUCUCAACUGUGUGUGACAUGUAUUGAUAUGUAAGGUACAGCACAUAACUCAUCCACAGAGAUUUAGAAAUAACGGUUAAACCUAUUUUUCUAAACAAGAUAUUUAAUUUGCCAUUAUUUUUCUAUGUACUUUAUUUACCUGUUUUUAAAAACCCCUGACGUUAGAAUGGUGUGGACUAUUGAUGGGACAAUGUACGAUGCAAUGCACAGCCUCUCGAUGUAGCAAGCAAGACUUCAGUGACAGGCGUCGCUUUGAACUGGGUGUUGCAUUUACUGUAUGCUGUUUAAAGUUCGUCUUGAAUUGAUAUUGCACAUUGAUUUUUCCGUAGAGUUUCUGCGCUGACUUUUUCCACCGCUUCCCUGUCAUCUUAAGCACAUCAAGGUUUUCAUUUUGUUCUUCUGCCUUCUUGGAAACCCCCUCACUCCCAAGGAUCACAUGCAGAACUGAGGAAACAGUCUGUAAGAUAUAAGUGAAAUUAUGAAAUCACUUUUUUUAGACCCCUUAUUUUUCUAUUCUCAGAUAAAUUUUGUUUCUGCACUUCUAAAGAACUCAGAAUGGGUAAAUAGUAGUUGAAGCAGGAUUAAGAUGAAGUAAAAAGUCCUGAUUUCCAUUAGAGAAACCCUUGCUAUUCCAGGACUUUACCAGUGGUUGUUUCCACCAUCAUGUGGGGUACUUCCCUUGACAAGCUUUCUUUUUUGAGCACUGUAGAACAAAAAGUUGCUAAAGUUUAACUCCACAUGUCCAUGCCUGAAGAGUCGUCUACUGAACUUUCACGGGAUUUGCAAACUUUUGCACAAAGAUUAGAAAACUUGCUGUACUGGAUAAAAAUGUCACUUUUUAAACCUAGUGCUGUUCACAAUUGUUUUUAUGCAUUUUUUAAAUGUUUGCCACUGUAUUUUAUACAAUGCAACACUUAACAGCUAAUUUGAAUGUUUCCGUUCUUAACUAUAUUUAAAGAAAUGAAAUAUAUUGUGUAGACUGGAAAAAACACGCAAUUGUAUAAAUUAAUAAACAGAAUGCAUACUGGCAAAGUG
Molecule: messenger RNA, 6637 nt
Organism: Sphaeramia orbicularis (orbiculate cardinalfish)
Lineage: Eukaryota; Metazoa; Chordata; Actinopteri; Kurtiformes; Apogonidae
Product: potassium voltage-gated channel subfamily H member 7-like
Exons: 17
Coding region: 477-4148 (1223 amino acids)
Biological process (GO): regulation of membrane potential; potassium ion transmembrane transport
Cellular component (GO): plasma membrane
Molecular function (GO): inward rectifier potassium channel activity
Source: RefSeq, a predicted model, not a curated record